AUGACAAGGCCGAAGACCAAUUAUAUUUUAACAUUAUUGGCUAAUUUCACCAUCAUAUCACUGGUCAUCGCAUGUCGCCACAUCAACGCUCCGAUGUACUUCUUCCUCACCCACCUGUCCUUCAACGACAUCCUUCUCACCACGACCAUUGAACCUGAAAUGCUGCAGAUUAUAUUGAGAGAAGGAAGCUCUAUAACCCAAGCUGGCUGCUUCACCCAAUUCUACUUUUUCUCUGUGUCUGCCACUAAUGAGUGCUUCCUCCUCACCGUGAUGUCCUAUGACCGAUAUUUGGCCAUCUGUAACCCAUUGCGUUAUUCCUCCAUCAUGGACCUUAAACUUUGUAAUCUUCUAGCAACUUCAUGUAUGAUAUGUGGGCUCCUUAUUUCCUUACCACAUAUUUCUCUUUUGCACAAAAAUACAUUUUGUGGGUCAAAUAUAAUUAACCAUUUUUAUUGUGAUCUUCUUCCACUUCUCAGUCUUGCUUGUUCAGACACCUCAGGUAAUGAAGUAGUAAUUGACGUUACCUCGGUCCCAGUGGUAUUUCUUCCAUUUAUUUUCAUCUCUAUGUCUUACAUAAACAUUAUUGGCGCCAUCCUCCGGAUCUCUACAUCAGCGGGUAGACAAAAAGCCUUCUCCACCUGCAGCUCCCACCUGACCGUGGUCUGUAUGUAUUAUGGGACCAUGCUGUUUAACUAUCUGGUUCCAUCAAAAGGACAAUCCUCAGGAUUACAAAAGUUCAUUUCUAUGUGUUACACGAUUGCAAUCCCAUUGUUGAACCCCAUUAUAUACAGUCUGAGGAAUCAGGAGAUGACAAGGAUUUUAAUGAGGUUUUUUUUUACAAAAUGA
Molecule: messenger RNA, 846 nt
Organism: Spea bombifrons (plains spadefoot toad)
Lineage: Eukaryota; Metazoa; Chordata; Amphibia; Anura; Pelobatidae
Product: olfactory receptor 6N2-like
Exons: 2
Coding region: 1-846 (281 amino acids)
Biological process (GO): G protein-coupled receptor signaling pathway
Cellular component (GO): membrane
Molecular function (GO): G protein-coupled receptor activity; olfactory receptor activity
Source: RefSeq, a predicted model, not a curated record